This is a messenger RNA of Hemisphaericaspora subhashii, 1608 nucleotides long. RefSeq names its product divalent metal ion transporter (gene SMF12). Gene Ontology annotation, cellular component: plasma membrane. NCBI's taxonomy places the organism in Eukaryota, Fungi, Ascomycota, Pichiomycetes, Serinales, Debaryomycetaceae. Gene Ontology annotation, biological process: intracellular manganese ion homeostasis; iron ion transport. Gene Ontology annotation, molecular function: manganese ion transmembrane transporter activity; cadmium ion transmembrane transporter activity. The transcript has a single exon. The record is from RefSeq and is a predicted model, not a curated record. Bases 1 to 1608 code for a protein of 535 amino acids.
AUGGUUGGAACAUCAUCAGAACUAGAGACUAAAAAACCAAAUAUUCAUCAAUCAUCAACGGAAAUACCAAAAUCAACCUCCACAUUCACCAGUGUUUUCCACACUUCAAAAACAGUUCUAAAGAAAUAUGGAUCCUUCAUUGGACCAGGCAUGCUUAUAAGUGUCGCCUACAUGGAUCCUGGUAAUUAUGCCACUGGGAUAACAGCAGGAGCAUCAAAUGAAUAUUCCCUUUUAUUUAUUGUCUUUUUAUCAAAUUUAAUUGCAAUUUUUUUACAAAGUUUAUGUAUUAAAUUAGGAUCAGUUACAGGAUAUGAUUUAGCCAGAUGUUGUCGAGAAUACUUACCAAGGAAAUUAAAUUGGGUUCUUUGGUUUUUGGCCGAAUGUGCGAUUAUUGCUACUGAUGUUGCUGAAGUUAUUGGAUCGGCUAUUGCUUUGAAUAUAUUGUUGAAGAUUCCAUUGGCGGCUGGGGUUGUGAUAACGAUUGUGGAUGUAUUGUUUGUGUUGAUGGCAUAUAGGGCUGAUACUUCUCUGAUUAAGUUUGUUAAAUAUUUCGAAUGGGCCGUGGGGGUGUUGGUAUUUGGAGUGGUUGUUUGUUUUGCCGUGGAGUUAUCACAGAUAAGUGCGAAUGCAAGAGAUGUAUUUAGGGGGUUUGUACCUUCUUAUCAAAUGUUUAGUGGGAAUGGGAUGACUAUAGCUACGUCGAUUAUUGGGUCUACUGUUAUGAUUCAUUCUUUAUUCUUGGGGUCAGGUUUGGUUCAGCCAAGAUUAAGGGAUUUUGAUGUUAAGAAUGGAUAUGUUAAAUUGGAGAAUAUAAUUGAUACUUCUAGUAGUAACAGUAGUGAUGACGACUUAGAUGAGAAACCUAAGAAGAAGAGUGCCCAUGAUCAAGAAGCGGACUAUUUUUAUCAUCAAUAUAAACCAUCAUAUCAAGCAAUUAAAUAUUCAUUAAAAUUUUCCAUUGCUGAAUUGGUAGUUACUUUAUUAACCUUGGCAUUAUUUGUUAAUGCUGCUAUUUUAAUUGUGGCAGGAUCUACAUUAUAUGGAACUGAAGAAGCAAUUGAUGCAGAUUUAUAUACUAUUCAUAGUUUAUUACUGACAAAUUUAGCACCAGCAGUUGGAACUAUUUUUAUGGUUGCCCUUUUAUUUAGUGGACAGAGUGCAGGUAUUGUAUGUACAAUUGCUGGACAAAUUGUGAGCGAAGGACAUAUUAAUUGGACAUUAAAACCUUGGUUAAGAAGAUUAGUAACUAGGGGUAUUUCAAUUAUUCCAUGUUUGGUUAUAUCUUUAUGUAUUGGUAGAAAUGGGUUAAGUAUUGCUUUGAAUAUUUCACAAGUUGUUAUAUCUAUUUUAUUACCUCCAUUAACUGCUCCAUUGAUUUAUUUUACUUGUUCAAAGAAGAUUAUGAAGAUUGCUUUACCAAAUGAUGAUGAGACUGUUCAUCAUGCUGAUGAUGGCAGUGACACCGGUAGUGAUAGUGAUGAUGAUGAACAUAAGUAUACAUAUAUGGCAAAUAAUUGGGUAACCACGGUGAUUGCUGUUGGUAUUUGGUUAUUUGUUUCUGUAUUAAAUGUUUAUGCCAUUUAUCAAAUGGCAAAGAAUGGAGUUUAG